AUGUAAUUUAAUUUAAAUUUAAAUAAACAUGUCAACAGACAACUCAGAAUUAUUGAAUAAGUUUCUGACCGAAUUUAAUCAAUUAAAGAAAUAAAACUAAGAAUCUAAACAUAUCAAUCACUUACUAAAGAAAACUAAUUGUUGGUUUAAGAAUUAAAUAAAAUCAAAAAAGAAAAUCAAAGAUUGAUAGACAAUAAUUCAUUUCUUACUGAUUAACUUAAUUAAUUAAAAGAAUUGUAUUAAGAAACUAAGCAAGAAUUAUAAGAAUCAUUUAAUUUCAUCUAAACAAUUAAUAAAACUAUCAAAACUGGUACAUUUGAACACGAUGAUAAUGAUAUAAAUAAAUUAAUGGAAAUUUUUUCUGUAAAUUCUAUGGAAUAAUUAUUAAUUACUGCUGAAAAAGUUAAAACUGUCAUGUUAGGGGUUGCUCAUUUGGAAUAAUUUUGUAAACAAAUUUGUGAAUUAAUAUAUGACUAAAAUGAAGAAUAAUAUAAUUUAGAAUAAGUAUUUCCAAUAAUUCAAAAAUGGAAAUUUGAUUCUAAAUAUGUUGAUUGUUUCUUGAUCUUUAAAAAUUAAUUAGAAUAAACUCUUUAAUUAAAAUAAUCUACUGAUUCAUAGAUAAUUGAUGCAAUUAAAUCCUUAUAAAAUGCAUCAAAUAAUGAUAUUCAAACUAUAAAAUAAUUAUUUAAAAUAGAUUCAAGUGAAAAUUUGAUGUUUAAAAUGAGUUAAACCUUUAUAUUAUUAUAGGAUAUCUAAUAAUUUAUAAAAAUUGCAAAAAGAUUAUUAGAUUUAGAUGAAAAUAUGAAAAGUGAAGCAUGUAUGGUUUAUAUAUUAAAGAUUAUUGAAAAGAUAAAGUAGAAUUAAUUUAAUGAUCCUGAUCUAAUACUAAAGAUUAUGAAAAUACUUAAAGUAGAUCAUCCAUCUUAAAUUCUUAUAAAAUUAGAAUAAUAAUAAACUAUUUGA
Molecule: messenger RNA, 963 nt
Organism: Paramecium sonneborni
Lineage: Eukaryota; Ciliophora; Oligohymenophorea; Peniculida; Parameciidae
Source: the annotation of a GenBank genome assembly